This is a messenger RNA of Chaetura pelagica (chimney swift), 369 nucleotides long. RefSeq names its product circumsporozoite protein-like. The transcript has 2 exons. The record is from RefSeq and is a predicted model, not a curated record. Lineage: Eukaryota; Metazoa; Chordata; Aves; Apodiformes; Apodidae. The coding region runs from base 1 to 369 and encodes 122 amino acids.
AUGGAAGAAAUCAAUAGCUGUGAGGCCCAAAAAGCCUUCAGCCAGUUGUUCUACCUGGUGCUGCUGAGGACACAGAUCCUGGAGCCUCAGGAGAAGCUGCAGGGGGAAUCACAAGGACAGGGAGAACCACAGGGACAGGGGGAACCACAAGGACAGGGAGAACCACAGGGACAGGGAGAAUCCCAGGGACAACCCCAGGGACAAGGAGAACCAAAGGGACAAGGGGAACCACAGGGAGAAGGACAGGGGGAACCACAGGGACAAGGGGAACCACAGGAAGAACCCCAGGGAGAACCCCAGGGACAGGGACAACCCCAGGGAGAACCCCAGGGACAACCCCUUCCCCAGCAGCUGGGAAGGGCAGGUUAG